UCUGACUAAAGUGUGCGUUCAAACAACCUGCAUUCUUAUAAACGGGAAGGUUUUUGCUGGAUAACAUGUUACGCACGAUCUUUUUGCGGUCGCAUUAUAAAGACGUUCAUUUGCGCGUAAUGGAGUUAUGUUUCGUCUGCUCGCUGUCGUGUCGUGUGUGAUGUUAUUGUGAGAGACUAUGCGCUCUUCAGGAUGGGUGCGAACAAUGGCAAACAGUAUGGAAGUGAAGGAAAGGGCAGUUCCAGUAUCUCCUCCGACAUGAGCUCCAGCACCGAUCACACACCCACCAAAGCUCAGAGAAAUGUGACUACCAGCGAAGAUUCGGAUCUGAGUAUGAGGACACUUAGCACUCCAAGCCCCGCCCUCAUUCUGAAUCCAAACCCUUCCUCAUUUUCCACUCAAGCAGUCCCGAAUGGUCAUGAAACCUCAAAAUCAUUCAUCAUUCAUGGUGAAACUGUUGCUCUGGUGCACGCACCUCCAGGGUCACACUCACACCCUUCCAAACCUGCUCACGUUGCCCUCAUCGAUGCUCUUCCAGAUCCCGUUUUACUGCACGUCUUCUCUUACCUGUCCACCCCUCACCUGUGCCGCUGCGCUCGAGUGUGCCGUCGCUGGUAUAACCUGGCCUGGGAUCCACGGCUCUGGAGUGCCAUCUGUCUUACCGGAGAGCUGUUGAACGCUGACCGGGCUCUUAAGGUUCUUACUAACAGGUUAUGUCAGGACACUCCCAAUGUUUGUUUGACCUUGGAGACGGUUGUAGUCAGCGGCUGUCGGAGGCUUUCUGAUCGUGGGCUUCGUGUGAUAGCUCAGUGCUGUCCAGAGCUCCGGCGUUUGGAAGUUGCUGGUUGCUAUCACGUGUCCAAUGACGUUGUGUUUGACGUGGUAUCCCAGUGUCCUAAUCUGGAGCACCUAGAUGUAUCAGGUUGUCCUAAAGUGACCUGUAUCAGUCUGACUGAGGAGUCUUCUCUUCAGCUCAUACCAUUACACGGACAGCAGAUUGGUCUGCGUUAUCUGGACAUGACAGAUUGUGUAUCAUUGCAGGACAAAGGCCUGAGGACCAUCGCCUUUCACUGUCCGCGUCUCACGCACCUCUACUUGAGACGCUGCAGUCGUCUGACAGACGAAUCAUUUCGACAGCUGGCUCUGCACUGCACCUCUUUACGUGAGCUCAGUCUCAGUGACUGCUUUCUGGUGGGAGACUUUGGUCUGCGUGAAGUGGCUCGUCUGGAGGGUCGUCUGCGGUAUUUAAGCGUAGCGCACUGCAUGCGCAUUACAGACGUUGGACUGCGCUAUGUGGCGCGCUACUGUCCACGGCUUCGUUACUUGAAUGCACGCGGCUGUGAGGGAUUAACGGAUCAGGGUUUGGGUCACUUAGCUCGUAGCUGCACCAGACUGCGCUCUCUUGAUGUUGGUCAUUGCCCGCUGGUGUCAGACGCUGGACUGGAAGUGUUAGCGCGGUGUUGUGAGGGGCUUCGAAGGCUGAGUCUGAGGGGCUGUGAGAGUGUGACGGCGAGAGGACUGACCGCGCUGGCAACCGGAUGUGCUGAGCUUCAGUUACUAAACGUACAGGAGUGUGACGUGUCACCUGAGGCUCUUAGACUGAUCAGACAGCACUGCAGACAAUGUGUGAUAGAACACACUAUACCUGCUUUCUACUGAGAGGACACAUGUGGACCUUUGACACGUAGAUCUAGAUCAUAUGUGACUUUCUAUGACUUGAGACACAGCUGGACCAAAGGCUGUGCCAUGAUCUACCAUUUCAAGAUCUACAUGACAUAUACUGUAUAGUAUUUAUCACAUGAAACAUUGUGUAAUUGUCACUGUACAAAAGUUUGUAUUUUACCAAAUGUUUUAACUAGGUUUGUUUAAACGAAGUUCUUGUGCCGU
Molecule: messenger RNA, 1887 nt
Organism: Triplophysa rosa
Lineage: Eukaryota; Metazoa; Chordata; Actinopteri; Cypriniformes; Nemacheilidae
Product: F-box/LRR-repeat protein 7
Exons: 4
Coding region: 193-1659 (488 amino acids)
Biological process (GO): SCF-dependent proteasomal ubiquitin-dependent protein catabolic process
Cellular component (GO): SCF ubiquitin ligase complex
Molecular function (GO): protein binding
Source: RefSeq, a predicted model, not a curated record